Molecule: messenger RNA, 2902 nt
Organism: Onychostoma macrolepis
Lineage: Eukaryota; Metazoa; Chordata; Actinopteri; Cypriniformes; Cyprinidae
Product: receptor-type guanylate cyclase Gyc76C
Exons: 8
Coding region: 113-2266 (717 amino acids)
Biological process (GO): receptor guanylyl cyclase signaling pathway; cGMP biosynthetic process; intracellular signal transduction
Molecular function (GO): guanylate cyclase activity; peptide receptor activity
Source: RefSeq, a predicted model, not a curated record
AUGAGCUUAUUUUCAGGAAAAGAAGACGGUCAAAUAUGAUAUUAUAGCGUUUGAUUUGGAUAUUGCCUCAAGAGACUUAAGUUAAAGUAGUUUGAAAUACAAGGGCAAUCUCAUGUCAUCGCUGGAGUACAUGAAAAAGGAUUGUUUCGCGUCUGGGACCCUGUCUUCGGCCUCUCUGAAGGGCACUUUAACUAGAAUCAACAGCCGGAGACAUAAAGCCCGAAAGAAGAUCUCACCCCAAAACAAAGAGGAGCCAGAAGCAGAAUGUGACGCUUGCAGGCUGUCUUUACUCAGUUGUGGCAGUCGCAGCCGAACUGUUCGCAGAAUCCUGAUCGCUUGUGUAAUCUCUUUCCUGGCUCUUCUCUCUGCUGUGACCAUGGACUUCAACUCAUCUUUGGCUCAAUGGCAAGCCACUGAAGUUUCACUUAAAGAGCUUACAUGCUGUAGGACAAAUGUUACGCUCAGACUCGUUAUGGAGCUCCAAACAUUAAGAAACCUCAGUUCAACAAGAGAGAAUACAGUUUAUAAUGUCAAGCAAGAAAGCUUUCUCAGCUCCUGGUCAUUGGUAAUGCUCACAGUUAACCGUUGUUGUUCUAGUACUGAUAUGGACAGUUUGGGUCAGCCCUGUGGUGCUGAGUUACUUGAGUUUUGUGAGCAUCUUCAAUCCAACCUUUCAGAGUUUCUCAAUGCUACAUGGAGAGGUGAGUUAAUGGAUGCUAAUGAAACCACAGUUUUUACUCUAGCAAUUGAGAAGAUAUUAAAUGCAUGGGGCAUCAGAGAUGUUGACAUUGGUUUCCUCAAACGCAACAUAGACUGGACAGAUGUCCUUGCUCUGAAACUGCUUUUAACUGUCCAGGAGUUGAACUAUCAGUGGAUAACAGGGGAAAAUAAAGUAGAUGAAAUAUGGCAUGCAACAACACUCAUGUCAGUCAUAAAAGACAUGUCUGAAAACCUCCACAACUGUUGGAUGGAAAAUUUAGAGCUAAACCAGAGUAAUAUAAAAGAUUUAAUCUUCUCUACUGCCACAACUUCCAAUGGAUCCACAGAGCUGAUGCUGGCCUUGGAGAACACGCUGAGAUGCUUUCAUGCCAGAGCUGGAUGGGCUCUGAAACUGAAAUCCAGAGACAUCUCGUCCAGCAUCAGUCUGAAGAUCUGCCUGCUUGCCAUCGCCUGUCUCAUUUACCCCAUAGUGCUGCUCUCCUUCAAACAAAUGACAGAAUGGAUCCAGGACUACGCUCAGAGCCUCAGGGAGAAGACAGAAGACCUGAAGAGAGAACGACGUCUUGCAGAAGAUCUCCUUCAUCAGAUGCUGCCCAAAUCUGUGGUUAAGCAGCUACGCCAACACAAACACGUAGAGGCAGAGAGUUAUGAGAAGGUGACUAUUUUUUUCUCAGACAUUGUGGGUUUUACUGUGAUAUCAGCCUCCUGCACUCCACUACAGGUUGUUGAGAUGCUAAAUAACCUCUACAUGUGCUUCGACACUCGCAUUGACUCCUAUGAUGUCUACAAGGUGGAGACUAUAGGAGACGCAUACAUGGUGGUCAGUGGACUGCCAGAGAGAAACGGAGACAGACAUGCAGAUGAGAUCGCUAAAAUGUCUCUGGACCUGGUGGCUGCGGUCAGACAGGUGCCAAUACCUCACAUGCCUAACAAACGCCUUCAGCUCCGAGCCGGCAUACACACAGGUCCUUGUGUAGCUGGCAUUGUUGGGUACAAGAUGCCGCGGUACUGUUUGUUUGGAGACACAGUCAAUACGGCCUCUCGGAUGGAGUCCACCAGCCUGCCACACAAGAUUCAUGCAAGCUCUGCUACAUACCUGGCACUCAUGAAGGACAAUGCAUAUGAACUGCAGUUACGCGGUGAGAUUGAAGUAAAGGGAAAAGGAAAAAUGAACACUUACUGGUUGAUUGGUCACAAAAACUACAGUGUUCAGAAUGACAGUUUGGUGUGUCACUGGAACCCCAAUAUCUCAAGAAAGAAAAAGACCCCUGUAGGGAGCAACGUGUCGAUAGAGAAUUCCAGCAUCACUGUCCAGAGUAUAGGUGACAGUAUCACACCAGCCUCUCAACCUGAAGUCCUGCCCAAACUGGAGGGGUCAGAGGUCACACUGUGCGUUUCUGCACAGGUGGAGAACUGCGCAAGCAGCUUCGGGACGCUGGGAUCGAUGGUGGGGGCGCUGCAGGGGGAGCAGGAGACGGAGGAACGUCCACAUGGCCAACACAACGAUAAAACUUCUCUGCUUCCUGGCGCAGUGUCACACAGCUGAUCUGCACUGUCCAAGUGAACAAAAUAAUGCGCACAAUAUAUUUUUUGUGAUUUUGUAUGAAGGUGUAUGAGUGUGCAGUAUGCUAUGUGGCCCUUUAUUGUACUGUAUAUUUCAAAUAUACUUUAUUUUAUAUUUCCCCUUUAAAAAACUGUAUUUUUCCAGUGUUUUAAUACAUCUAAAUCAAUAACGAAAUUAUAUUGGUCAUAUAUAUAUUUUAAUAUAUGGUUAUCUAAAUGUAUUGUUACGAUAUUUUAGGCAUUUACUAGUAGCCAUAUUUGUAGCUACUUGCUUUCAAACCACAAAACUCAGAUUUUCAUGCUCCUGAAGAACAUUUUUUAAAACGUUUUGAAACUGGAAAGUUUCAAUUUGGAGGAAAGACAUCUGUGUGGUUUCGCUGUUACAAUUUGCCAUAAUAUUUCAUCUUCUUCUACUGUCAAAAUAAUGCUGCUUAUUAUGAAACCUCACAUAAUUUAAAAAACAGGAUUAAAUGUUUAGGCGAGAGGCAGCUAUUAGCUUUUCUUUCAAUAUUUUAUUUGUAAGGUGAGAAUAGUUAUCAAGUAUGUUCAGAGUUACCUGUCUCAACCCAGUGUUAUUAAUGUUUCUGUUAUAUUUCAGUUAUUGAUGUUAUUGAUUUAA